UUUUGUCCUCUUCCAAGUAUAUUCACACGUAAUCGCAUCCGACAUACUCAAUUGCAGUUUCUUGUACCUGCAGAUACUAAUAUCUCUGAUGAAACGGCUAUUUCUGCAGCCACCACGAACACUUCUACCAACGCCGAUUCUAGUAACUUUAUCGAGCCUCCCCUCAAGAAUACUUCUAAGAUUCGUGUUUCAGAGCCAACAGCUUUUGUCGCCUCUAAUGCUGCAAAUGGUCAAUUCAAUUUUCCUCAGCCCCCUCCAGCUAAGGACUUCGCGAGUUUAGCACGUCAUGUGCUUCCAAUUGCAGGCUACCUUGGCCCAUAUUCUUCUCGACAUGUCUUACUUUUGUGCAAAUUAUGCCGUCUUGGUGCAGCGUAUUUCUCCUUACAGGUGUGA
This is a messenger RNA of Protopolystoma xenopodis, 393 nucleotides long. The record is from the annotation of a GenBank genome assembly. NCBI's taxonomy places the organism in Eukaryota, Metazoa, Platyhelminthes, Monogenea, Polystomatidea, Polystomatidae.